Messenger RNA from Globicephala melas (long-finned pilot whale), 5945 nucleotides. It is a transcript of the gene ADGRG6, whose product is annotated as adhesion G protein-coupled receptor G6. The record is from RefSeq and is a predicted model, not a curated record. Gene Ontology annotation, biological process: cell surface receptor signaling pathway; adenylate cyclase-activating G protein-coupled receptor signaling pathway; myelination in peripheral nervous system. Gene Ontology annotation, cellular component: plasma membrane. Gene Ontology annotation, molecular function: G protein-coupled receptor activity; laminin binding. NCBI's taxonomy places the organism in Eukaryota, Metazoa, Chordata, Mammalia, Artiodactyla, Delphinidae.
UUCGGCCCAGGCGCCAGGGCGGCUCCAUCGGGGAACUCGGAGCAGCAGAGCCGGGGAAGGUGGUGGAGCAUGACCUUGCGGCCCCUGGGGACCUCAGCGCAGUGAUGCCGACAUGAUGUUUCACUCAGGCCGAAUGUGGAACUGUCAUUCGAAAUGGAAGCCAAGUUCUCUUUUGUUCUUAUUUGCUUUAUAUAUUGUGUAUGUUCCUCCCUCAGCGUGGGGAUGUGCCAACUGCAGGGUUGUCCUCUCCAACCCUUCUGGGACCUUUACUUCUCCAUGCUACCCUAACGACUACCCCAACAGCCAGGCUUGCAUGUGGACCCUCCGAGCCCCCGCGGGCUAUAUCAUUCAGAUAACGUUUAAUGACUUCGACAUUGAAGAAGCUCCCAAUUGCAUUUAUGACUCAUUAUCCCUUGAUAAUGGAGAGAGCCAGACUAAAUUUUGUGGAGCAACUGCCAAAGGCCUAUCAUUUAACUCAAGUGCGAAUGAAAUGCAUGUGUCCUUUUCAAGUGACUUUAGCAUCCAGAAGAAAGGUUUCAAUGCCAGCUACAUCAGAGUUGCCGUGUCCUUAAGGAAUCAAAAGGUCAUUUUACCCCAGACACUAGAUACUUACCAGGUAUCUCUUGCAAAAAGUGUCUCUAUUCCAGAGCUCAGAGCUUUCACACUCUGCUUUGAAGCAACCAAAAUUGGCAAGGAAGACAACGAAUGGACAGCUUUCUCCUACUCAGAUGCAUCCUUCACACAAUUGCUCAGUUUCGGAAAGACCAAGAAUGGCUACUUUCUAUCUAUUUCUGGCUCAAAAUGCUUACUAAACAGUGCGUUACCUGUAAAAGAUAAGGAAGAUAUUUUCACAGAAAGCUUUGAGCAGCUCUGCAUCGUUUGGAAUAAUUCUUUGGGAUACGUUGGUGUAAAUUUCAAAAGAAACUAUGGGGCAGUUUCAUGUGAUUCUACCAUUAGUAAAGUUAUUCCUGGGAAUGGGAAAUUGUUGCUGGGCUCCAAUCAAAAUGAAAUUGCCUCUCUAAAAGGGGACAUUUAUAACUUUCGACUUUGGAAUUUUGCCAUGAAUUCCAAAAUCCUCUUCAACCUCAGCUGCAAUGUGAAAGGGAAUGUGGUGGACUGGCAAAAUGACUUUUGGAAUAUCCCAACCCUAGCUCUGAAAGCUGAAAGCAACCUCAGCUGUGGUUCCUACCUGAUCCCGCUCCCGGCCGCAGAACUAGCCAACUGUGCAGAUUUGGGGACCCUUUGCCAAGCUACUGUAAACUCUCCUAGUACUACACCACCCACUGUCACCACUAACAUGCCUGUUACUAAUAAAACCGAUAAACAAAGGAAUGAUGGAAUUAUUUAUAGAAUUUUCAUAGAGAUUCAAAACAUCCUUCAUCACCCCGAGGUAAAAGUACAGAGCAAGGUGGCCGAAUGGCUCAAUUCAACCUUCCAGAAUUGGAACUAUACUGUUUAUGUGGUUAAUAUCAGUUUUCACCUGAGCACUGGAGAGGACAAGAUUAAAGUGAGGAGAAGCAUUGUGAAUGAUCAAAGGUUGGUGAUUUUGGCCCUUCUAGUUUACAAUGCUACCAACAAUCCUGAUUUAGAAGGAAGAACCAUUCAGCAGAAGCUCUUAAGAAAUAAUGAGUCCCUGGAUGAGGGCUUGAGGCUACACAGAGUGAACGUGAGGCGACUGGGUAUAUGUCAUGAUGAUGAGGACCCCAAAGGCUAUAAAUGGCCAGCCAUCCAACCUUCUGUAUACAAUGCUCCCUGUCCAGGGAAGCCGGGCUUCUAUGCUUCACGGACAUGUCACCAUGACCCUGCCAACACAUCUCUAGCUUACUGGGGUCCUCCUGAUAUCUCCAAUUGCUCAAGUGAAGCAAAUGAAGUUGCCAAUCAGAUUUUAAAUUUAACUGGUGAUGGGCAGACAUUAAACUCAGCCAAUAUCACCAGCAUCGUAGAACAGGUCAAAAGGAUUGUAAAUAAAGAAGAAAACAUUGAUAUAACGCUUGGCUCAACUUUAAUGAAUAUAUUUUCUAAUAUCUUAACCAGUCCAGACAGAGACUUGCUUGAGUCUUCUUCUGAAGCUUUAAAAACAAUUGAUGAAUUGGCCUUCAAGAUUGACCUACAUAGCACAUCGCAUGUGAAUAUCACAACUCGGAAUUUGGCUCUUGGAGUAUCAUCUGUGUCCCCAGAGACCAAUGAAAUUUCAAAUUUUAGCAUUGGUCUUCCAAGCAAUAAUGAAUCAUAUUUCCAGAUGGAUUUUGAGAGUGGACAAAUGGAUCCACUGGCUUCUGUAAUUUUGCCUCCAAACUUGCUUGAGAACCUGAGUGAAGAAGAUUCUGUAUUAGUUAAAAGAGCACAGUUUACUUUCUUCAAUAAAACUGGACUUUUCCAGGAUGUAGGAACCAAGAAAGGCACCUUAGUGAGUUAUGUGAUGGCAUGCAGUAUUGGAAACAUUACUAUCCAGGAUCUGAAGGAUCCUGUUCGAAUUAAAAUCAAACAUACGAGGACUCAGGCUGUGCCUCAUCCCAUCUGUGCCUUCUGGGAUCUGAACAAAAACGUUGGAGAUGGGAGUAAUGUGUACCGAGGCAAUAAAGCUUUUCGAAUUCGAAUCAGAGACAUCAAGAUAUGUUUAUCCCGUCCCUUAAAUCUUACAGCUACUUCCUGUGGGACUGGAAGGAAGCAGCGAGGAACUGACCUUCAAGGAACUGCCUCACAGUUGGAUUCAAAAAACACUAAAGUUCUCACCUUCAUUACCAAUAUUGGGUGUGGAAUAUCUGCUAUUUUUUCAGCAGCUACCCUCCUGACAUAUGUUGCUUUUGAAAAAUUACGAAGGGAUUAUCCCUCCAAAAUCUUGAUGAAUCUGAGUACAGCCCUGCUGUUCCUGAAUCUCCUCUUCCUCCUGGAUGGCUGGAUCACCUCGUUUCAUGUGGAUGGACUUUGCACGGCCAUUGCAGCCCUGCUGCAUUUCUUCCUUCUAGCUACCUUUACGUGGAUGGGGCUAGAAGCGAUUCAUAUGUACAUUGCUCUGGUUAAAGUAUUUAACACUUACAUUCGCCGAUACAUACUGAAAUUCUGCAUCAUUGGCUGGGGUCUGCCUGCCUUAGUUGUGUCCAUUGUUCUAGCAAGCAGAAACCAAAAUGAAGUUUAUGGAAAAGAGAGUUAUGGAAAAGAACAAGGUGAUGAAUUCUGUUGGAUUAAAGAUCCUGUCAUAUUUUAUGUGACCUGUGCCGGGUAUUUUGGACUCAUGUUUUUCCUGAAUGUCGCCAUGUUCAUUGUGGUGAUGGUGCAGAUCUGCGGGAGGAAUGGCAAAAGGAGCAGCCGGACGCUACGCGAGGAGGUUCUAAGGAACCUGCGCAGUGUGGUCAGCCUGACGUUUCUACUGGGCAUGACGUGGGGGUUUGCUUUCUUUGCCUGGGGACCUUUGAAUGUCCCUUUCAUGUACCUUUUCUCCAUCUUCAAUUCUUUACAAGGCUUAUUUAUAUUUAUCUUCCACUGUGCUAUGAAGGAGAACGUUCAGAAGCAGUGGAGACGGCACCUCUGCUGUGGUCGAUUUCGAUUAGCAGACAACUCAGACUGGAGUAAGACAGCUACCAAUAUCAUCAAGAAAAGUUCUGAUAAUCUAGGAAAAUCUUUGUCCUCAAGCUCCAUUGGCUCUAACUCAACCUACCUUACAUCCAAGUCUAAAUACAGCUCUACCACCUACUUCAAAAGGAAUAGCCACACCGACAAUGCUCCCAUGGACAAGUUCUCAUCAAAACUGACCCAUGCUGAUGGAGAACAAACAUCAAUCAUCCCUGUCCAUCAGGUCAUUGAUAAGGUCAAGGGUUAUUGCAAUGCUCAUUCAGAUAAUUUCUAUAAAAAUAUUAUCAUGUCAGACACCUUCAGCCACAGCACAAAGUUUUAAUAUCUUUAAUAUAAGGAAGAGACAUCAGUCUGCAGCAACGUGAAGAUGUGCAAGCUGUGAAAACUCUGACUAGCAGAUGUAAACGUGGUAUUACCUAGGUAACUGCAUAUAUAUGAAGAAUGUGUUUUGUGAAGAAGGCUUUUGUGAAAUUCAAAAUCUGUCUUUUCAGUGUAUUUCUUCCAUGGGGGAGUUUCCACCAUCACUCAACUUCAGUACUAAGAGCAGCACUCAGUAGCCACAGGGAUAGGAUUUUUUUAACUAUAUGAUUGAAUGGAUCAAUCAGAACUUGGGCUGUGGGGUGGAAUAGUAAAAUUAGAGGGCAAGGGACAGGCCGAGCUUGGGACAAGCCCUAGUUUAGAGCUCAUUCACACCCCACAUAAUAAUUAGAUUUGGAUAUGGCCACCUGCUCCAUCAUCUUUCUCUGCAAUCAAAAGCAUACUAAUAUUUAUAACUAUCUCAGAUGCCCGCAGGUCCCAUCUCAGUGCUGGUUUCUAUGAAUGCAUUAGCAUUUCCUCUUUUUAAAUGAAAUUUCAACCACAGAUACAAAAGAGUAUUUAAUGUCUGACUCAAAGUUUAGAAAGGAUUUUUUUCUCCUUAUCUCAGAUGUUUAACCCUGAAGACCACAACAUGCUUAAGAAAGAAAGAAUUCCCCAAAUUUUGACCUAGUUAAUAAGAGGCCAUGUUAUUUCACUUAUCCUAUUCAAGACACAAGGCUUAAGCAUCAUCAUUAAUUAUAAUUUAGUCCUAUACAUUUGAAUCAAGUUUAGUGUUGAUGUUCCAUUAGAGUGGAGCUCCCAGGAGCUGAAGAAUGACCCUCUUACACCUCUGCUUUUGCUGCUCUACUGUACAUUGAGCUGCGGGCUCAUGGGAGGAAUGCAGAUUUCCAUUAGGCAUGCCGUGUACAGUAGUCUCUCCCUUUUGGGAAAAACAACCAUUGAGACUCUAUGGUCUUGUCUUUGCUCCAGAGACUUUUUAAGACAUUUCCAUUUGCACAAAUGAAAAGCCUCUUACUUCCUCUUUCCAGAGUUUUGUUCCAAAGAAUAUAAACUGAGACUUACGUGGGUGACUUAUCAUAAUCAAAAUAAUUUAUAAUUGUGUGGGUCUACGUUUGCCAGUCUGCAAACUAUUUGUACAUAAGUCCUCUGAUUAUAAGAACCAGAGGAGGUCUGGCAAGACAGAUGGGGUGUUAUUUAUGGAUUAGGUCUCUGCAUAUAAGCCAUGCAUAAUAUUAAGCAGCUUAACCUAACUAUCAAACUGUCCUGAGGAAUAUGUUUGCUAGUGAAUGUGUAAGAGACCACAUUUUAAUUGUUCUUAAAUGAUGGACUCAUAUCCAGUUUCUUAGAAAUCGGUCUCAGUACAUGCUGUACCUUUACAUUUGCUGUAGGUUAUCUGAGAUGUUUCAGGUUCUGGGAGGUGGCAGCCUAAGCGAUGAGAAGAUGAGACAUUCUGGCAGAACCAAACUGCUUAAAGGCAGAAACCAGACUGAGCACCUGGGGACCUUUCUCUCUGUGCAGGAAGCGGGUAGCUCUCAGUCUGAAACAUAGGAAAGCUUUCAGGCUAUGCAGCAAACAAGGGGCCUCUCAGCUUUUGCUGAUCUUCAAUCAUGAAGCUUUUGGCCAGACUUAAAGGGAUGAUAAUGGGUUUUCAUACUGUUCCAUUUUGUAGCAUCCUGGAACACUGUUCUGGAAGACAGGAGCAUUGCCCAGCUUGGCCUUCACAGGGGAGGGGUGUAGGUAGUAGGAAAGGAUAGUAAAUCUAAGGUCACCAAGACCCUACAGUAGAGCCAUGUCCUUUUCUCUAGGCAUCUAUAUUAACAGGCUGCUUAUUUGGGCAGAGGUUACAUCUAGGUGAAAAUUAACCUUAAAUAGUCACUGAAUCUUCAUAUACUUUCCCCCAAGCCUUAGAGAUGGUAGAAUUUAAUUAGCUUUCGACUGUGAGAUUUCUACCCAAAGUGCUUAUUCAGUUAAAAGUAAUUAAGAGAUAGCUUUAAAAAUAGCUUUGAUUUCUACUUGUCUUCAUCCAGAUCUGGGAAAACUUUUUUUUUUUUUUCAAA